This is a messenger RNA of Loxodonta africana (African savanna elephant), 6014 nucleotides long. RefSeq names its product RB transcriptional corepressor 1 (gene RB1). Bases 617 to 3067 code for a protein of 816 amino acids. The transcript is spliced from 27 exons. Lineage: Eukaryota; Metazoa; Chordata; Mammalia; Proboscidea; Elephantidae. The record is from RefSeq and is a predicted model, not a curated record. Gene Ontology annotation, molecular function: RNA polymerase II transcription regulatory region sequence-specific DNA binding. Gene Ontology annotation, biological process: cell morphogenesis involved in neuron differentiation; negative regulation of G1/S transition of mitotic cell cycle; regulation of transcription by RNA polymerase II. Gene Ontology annotation, cellular component: Rb-E2F complex; chromatin; nucleus.
GUUGGCUGAGCGAAGUGACAGGUGCUAGAUCGGAGGCUGGAGGCGGCGGGUCAUUUCGAGCUCCCAUCAAAUGCAAAAAAUGACUGACGCGCGUGUGUUGAAGAGGAAGCGAGUUUUGUUCUUGUUGAGAUUGGUAGUACUCCCGUGCUCUUUGGCUUUCUGUUUGGUCUUCUGCGACGCAAGAGUUCCAAGUGUUCGCUUCUGGGUGUGCACUGCAUCCAAAGCCCCAUGCUGCGAGAGGCCGACCAGAAACGCCUUGGACGCCGCUGCAGGAGACGCCAUCGGAUCUUAGCGCAGGGUCCUGGGUGCCGGUUGUCCACAGGGUGCUUUGAGGCCUUGGGGUUCAAAGCCAGCUGUAGUAACUGGCGAAACAGAAUGCUUUAGAGGAACUGGGCAAGUUUUGUGAGGCAAUUUAGUGCUUGAAUUUGAAGAAACUGAAGACCCUGAUUUUGUUGCAUUGUGUCAGAAAUUAAAGAUACCAGAUCAUGUCAGAGAAAGAGCUUGGUUAACGUGGGAGAAAGUUUCAUCUGCAGAUGGUGUAUUGGAAGGUUAUAUUCAAAAGAAAAAGGAACUGUGGGGAAUCUGUAUCUUUAUUGCAGCAGUUGACCUAGAUGAGAUGCCAUUCACUUUUACUGAGCUACAGAAAAACAUAGAAACCAGUGUCUGUAAAUUCUUUGACUUACUAAAAGAAAUUGAUACCAGUACCAAAGUUGAUAAUGCUGUGUCAAGACUGUCGAAGAAGUAUAAUGUAUUAUGUGCACUCUACAGCAAAUUAGAAAGGACAUGUGAACUUAUAUAUUUGACACAACCCAGCAGUUCGAUAUCUUCUGAAAUAAAUUCUGUGUUGGUGCUAAAGCUUUCUUGGAUCACGUUUUUACUAGCUAAAGGGGAAGUAUUACAAAUGGAAGAUGAUCUCGUGAUCUCAUUUCAGUUAAUGCUGUGUGUCCUUGACUAUUUUAUCAAGCUCUCACCCCCUGCAUUGCUUAAAGAACCAUAUAAAACAGCUGUGAUACCUAUUAAUGGUUCACCUCGAACACCAAGACGAGGUCAGAACAGGAGUGCACGGAUAGCAAAACAACUAGAAAAUGAUACAAGAAUUAUUGAAGUUCUCUGUACAGAACACGAAUGUAAUAUAGAUGAGGUGAAAAAUGUUUAUUUCAAAAAUUUUAUACCUUUUAUGAAUUCUCUUGGAAUUGUAGCUUCUAAUGGACUUCCAGAGGUUGAAAGUCUCUCUAAACAAUAUGAAGAAAUUUACCGUAAAAAUAAAGACCUAGAUGCAAGAUUAUUUUUGGAUCAUGACAAAACUCUUCAGGCUGAUCCUAUAGACAGCUUUGAAACACAGAGAACACCACGAAAAAGUAACCCUGAUGAAGAGGUGAAUAUGAUUCCUCCGCAGACUCCAGUUAGGGCUGUUAUGAAUACUAUUCAGCAAUUAAUGACGAUCUUAAAUUCAGCAAGCGAUCAACCAUCAGAAAACCUGAUAUCCUAUUUUAAUAACUGCACAGUGAAUCCAAAGGAAAGUAUCCUGAAAAGAGUAAGGGAUAUUGGAUGCAUCUUUAAAGAGAAAUUCGCUAGAGCUGUGGGACAGGGAUGUGCUGAAAUUGGAUCACAGCGAUACAAACUUGGAGUCCGAUUGUAUUACCGAGUAAUGGAAUCCAUGCUUAAAUCAGAAGAAGAACGAUUAUCCAUUCAAAACUUUAGCAAACUCCUGAAUGACAACAUCUUUCAUAAGUCUUUGUUGGCGUGCGCGCUUGAGGUUGUAAUGGCUACAUAUAGCAGAAGUACAUCUCAGAAUCUUGAUUCUGGAACAGAUUUGUCCUUCCCCUGGAUUCUGAAUGUACUUAAUUUAAAAGCCUUUGAUUUUUACAAAGUGAUUGAAAGUUUUAUCAAAGCAGAAGCCAACUUGACAAGAGAAAUGAUAAAACAUUUAGAAAGAUGUGAACAUCGAAUCAUGGAAUCCCUUGCAUGGCUCUCAGAUUCACCUUUAUUUGAUCUUAUUAAACAAUCAAGGGACCGAGAAGGACCAGCUGAUCAUCUUGAACCUGCUUGUGCCCUCAACCUUCCCCUCCAGAAUAACCACACUGCGGCAGAUAUGUAUCUUUCUCCUCUAAGAUCCCCAAAGAAAAAAGGGCCAACUCCGCGUGUAAAUUCUCCUCCAAGUGCAGAGGCACAAGCAGCCCCAGCCUUCCAGACUCAGAAGCCGCUGAAAUCUACCUCCCUUUCACUCUUUUACAAAAAAGUAUACAGGCUAGCAUAUCUCCGCCUUAAUACCUUGUGUGCGCGCCUUCUGUCUGACCACCCAGAGCUAGAACACAUCAUCUGGACCCUUUUCCAGCACACCCUGCAAAAUGAGUAUGAACUCAUGAGAGACAGGCAUUUGGACCAGAUCAUGAUGUGUUCUAUGUAUGGCAUUUGCAAAGUGAAGAAUAUUGACCUUAAAUUCAAAAUCAUUGUAACAGCGUACAAGGACCUUCCUCACGCUGUCCAGGAGACAUUCAAACGUGUUUUGAUCAGAGAAGAGGAAUAUGAUUCCAUUAUAGUAUUCUAUAACUCUGUCUUCAUGCAGAAACUGAAAACAAAUAUUUUGCAGUAUGCUUCCACAAGGCCCCCUACCUUGUCACCAAUACCUCACAUUCCUCGAAGCCCUUAUAAGUUUUCUAGUUCACCUUUACGGAUUCCCGGAGGGAACAUCUAUAUAUCACCCCUGAAGAGUCCAUAUAAAAUUUCAGAAGGCCUGCCAACUCCAACAAAAAUGACUCCAAGAUCAAGAAUCUUGGUAUCAAUUGGUGAAUCAUUUGGGACUUCUGAGAAGUUCCAGAAAAUAAAUCAGAUGGUGUGUAACAGCGACCGUAUGCUCAAAAGAAAUGCCGAAGAAAGCAACCCUCCUAAACCACUGAAAAAACUACGCUUUGAUAUUGAAGGAUCAGAUGAAGCAGAUGGAAGUAGACAUCUCCCAGGGGAGUCCAAAUUUCAGCAGAAACUGGCAGAAAUGACAUCUACUCGAACACGAAUGCAAAAGCAGAAAAUGAAUGACAGCAUGGAUACCUCAAACAAAGAGGACAAAUGAGGAUCUCAGGACCUUGGUGUGGGCACUGUGUUCACCGCUGGCUUCAUUGUCUCUCCCAGACUGACCGUAUAAUUCUCCCAAGUUCUGUUUACGGCCACAGUUAAUACUCAGCUUCAGUUCUUCUUGUGGAUAUAAAAGGAUGUGUGCAGAUGCGAGUUGAAUUUGUGCGUGGGAUUCCUAAACCACUUGCACUGUUGUAGUCAUUGUUAUCGUACAAGAUUGAAAAUCUUGUGUAAAUCUUGCCAUUUAAAAAUCGGUAUCAGAUUGUUUCCAUUUCCAAAGCGUAAGUGCUCUGCUUCCCAAAUGGUGAGGACACCUGGAGAGCGUGGGUCCUGACAACCAUGCCUAUCUUUCUAAGUACUUUGCCUUCCCUUUUGCAUAUGUGUGAUGUUUGCUACUGUUUUUAUUAAUUUAUAUAUGUAUUUUUUAUUUAACAUGAACGCCCUCAGAAAAUGUGUCUUGUCUUCCAAAUCCAAUUUGGAUGACUACUGAUUUUCACCCAGAUUAUCCUGAACUCUUCUGUUAAAACAAAUAUUAGAAACUAGAAAAAAAAAAUUACUAAUUUUUACACAUUACAUUUUACUUUACUUUUGGAAUCUGAUGUCCUGUGUGUUUGUUUUAUAAAUUUUAGCUUUUGAAUGCAGGCAGAAAACAAAGUGUAGACAUGAUACUGUCAUACUACUGACACAGAUUUCAUACCUCAGAACUAGUAGGAAUUUCUGACUGAUUGUAUCCUUCAUCCAACUCAUGCUUUACAAUGAGGGUUAAUAGUACUUUUGGUUUUUAUACUAUUCCGAUCACUGAAGUUAUUAAGUACCCCUUUAAUACUUGAAAAAGUGAAGUGUUCAGGCUAGACCUUUGUUAUAGAGGACCCUAAUACAGUAGACUCCAAGUGCACUUUCUAAGGUUUCUGGGUCCUAAAGAAUCAAGAUAGAAAUUAAUUGUACCUUAUAAGCAGGCUGUUAACUAUAGGAGCCUUAAUUUUUUUUUUUUCCCCUAGAGAUUUGUCAAGUUGCAUCUCAACAAUUAUUCUGCCCUCCUAAAUUUAGGAAGGUUUGUGUUUUCUCUGGAAUGGUACAUGUCUUCCAUGUAUCUUUGGAACUGGCAGUCGUCUGUUUAUCUUUUACUUUUUUAAAGCCAGUAUGGGCUAACACUGGCACAUUCAAAGCCAGAUUAUUUCUAGUCCAAAAUUGCAAGUAAUCAAAGGUCUCUGCGGGUUAGGCAUUAUUGCUUCUGAUUUUGUACGAAAGCUUCAAGUUAAAGUGGCUUCAUUAGAAGAGGCGCUUUUUCCCCUUGGCACCUAAAGGUGUAUUUAAACUAUCUUGUGUGAUUAAGUUAUUUAGAAAUGGUAUAAUUUAAAUAGGUGGUAUUUAAGUUAGCAUCAACUUAGCGUUUAGGAAAAUAAUUUUGUCUAAAUCCAGAAUUCUUUUUAAAAAGAAAUCUGAUCUCGUUUGUUAGAAAACCAAAAAAUUUUUGGCUCAAUUAAGUUUCAAACUCAUUAUUUUGACAGCUAUCUGGGUAACAAAGGCACUAGACAGCUUGACUGCAUUUCCUCUCUAGUUUCGCAUGACUAGCUUACAGAUCAUUUGGCUUGUAGGUCAGGGCCUGCCAUGUUUCCACAUCCUUUGCUAAUAUGUUCAUGUCAGAAUUAGUGCCAGAGCUUUAGGAACUUCAGAGAUUUCUUAAGGCUUCAGAUACUGCUUUUUGUAUUGGUUAAAACUGUACAUUUAAAAUUGCUAUGUUCUAUUUUCUACAAUUCAUAGUUCACCUAUUUUAAAAUAAAUUAGUUAAGAGUCUUAAUGGUGUGAUGUUGUGGUCUUUGUAUUAAGUGUACUAAUGCCCUGUUCUACUAAACUUGUUCCUAGUGUGAACUCAUCCGUUCUUGGCCUUUAAAUGGGAUCUCUGUGCUGAUGCUCCCGAACUUACUUCUCUAGCCCUGAUGUUUUCACUGAGGUCAAAGUUCUCUUAGCCAACAGAACUCUUGGUUCCUACCCCUUUCCCUCAUCCCCACAUACUUCUCAAAAUAUAAACUAGAAUCAAACAAAAAUACUGUGUUUCUACCCUGGACUUCCCCGUUUUACUAAACUCUUGCUCAGCCCCAAAACCUAGGCAUCAUCUGUUAACUCCUGUCCGGACCACUGUUAGACUUCUAACUGGUCUCACUGUUCCUUCUCUUCGUCUUUACCAUCCAACUCCAAUAAAGAACAAUACUGUCCUUGAAAACUGGAAUUUGUUCACAUUGCUCCUCUACCUGAAGUACCCAGACUCCUUCUCACGGCCCACUGAGCAUUUCCUGAUCUGGCCCUGACCUCCUUCUCCAUCCUCAUCAGGUACUACCUUCCCCCCUGCCCACCACUGUAGCCACACUGACCUUCUUUAGCAAUGCCACACCUGUCCCUGCAUCAGGCUUUUACACUCCUUUUCCUUCUGCCUGGAAUGCUCUUCUCCCAGAAUUUUGCACAGCUGGUUACUUUCAUCUUUCAGGGUUUAGCUCAGAGACCUUUCCUAACCACCCAAGCUAAAAUCAUCACUCUGUAUUGUAUCACUCUCCUUCAAAAUUGUACCAGCAUUUAUCACAAUCUGAAAUUGCCUUAUUUGACCUGCUAUUUACUGCCUAUCUCCCCAUUCCUAACCCCUUCCCCAAAUUGUGAGCAUCAACCUAGUGGUAUUAUCCACUACUAUAGCUCUAGCACCAAGAAUCCAUUAAUUAAAAAAAAAAAAAAAAAAGCAGAAUCUGUAUUUUUCCAAGUAUGUGAAAGCAAACAAUACUUUCUUCCUUUUUAAAAUGUCAGUAUUUUCAUUCUAUGAUUUGAAAGCAUUACCAUAAAUAUACACGUGUGUACAUAUAUCUAUAUACACAUAUGUGUGUGGGUAUUUCAUUCAAAUAUUUACUGAGUUCCUACUAGGUUCUAGAUACAUACAAAAAAAAAAAAAAAAAGACAUACAA